CUCCAGCCCCCCUAAUCAUUUUGGUCACCCUCCGCUGGACCCUCUCCAAUGCGUCCACAUCCGUUCUCAUAUAGAGGGGGGCCCUCUACUCCCGAUGUGGCCUCAGCAGAGCCAAAUAAAGGGGAAUAAUCACUUCUCUAGAUCUGCUAGCAGUGCUCCUCCAGCCAGUAUCUCAUGCAGCUGUGCUUUUUCAGUUAAAAACAAGAUCUGUGGCACCCUGAAACUGGAACAUAAAAUGGAAUUUAACUGAAAAUACAUAAAACAGAGGAGACUGGUCUGAAUGGCAUAUUCAUUUCCAUAUUUCAUUCAUUGAAUAAUUAUCAUUAUUUAAAUGAUACUGUGACAGAAUUUGUCUGCCACAUAAGAGUACUGCAGAACCAAAGGCUUUGCUCUGGGUACAGGCCCAGUUGCUGCAGCAUAUACAGGGGCUUCUCUCUAACAAACUGAAUGAAAUCUUCAUCCAAGCAGCUUUUCUUCCGACGAGGAAUUUGCAUUUUAAGCAACGCAUGUGCAACCAAAUGUUGGAUCUGAUCAUUUGGUCCAAAUUGUCCCAUGUCCACAAAAUCCAUGUGGAUUCUCUGCCUCUGCAGCUGCAUUACUGGCUUUUCCAGGACCUCAAACUGAUCCAGUUUCCUCUGCUUUUUAUGUGUUGCCUGCUGCUCAGAUAUGAUGUUUUGCUGAGCUAUCUGCUCCACCCUGGUCCCCCGCAAAGACUAGAAUGGUGUUGUCCAUUUGGUCCUCAUCAUGAAAUAAGGGUGGUGUUGCCUGAAUGGAUUCUCCUGGACACUCCUGAUUUCCUGGAAGGUUUGAAAUUAUGGAUGGUCAGAGAUCCCUGUUAAUUAGCCACUGUAUUGGGAUAUGACCUUUUGUAGCUCUGACCCCUCCGCUGACUGAAGUCAUAAUUGAAUUCCAGUCUGUUCCCAGCAUUCCUAUUUGCCAGGCACAACCGUAAUCUUCAGGGUGUGAACAAGGAAAGGAAUGGAGCAAGCCACACCGCUUGAAACACUGGCAGAAAAUAAGAGCCUUCAAGGCCGCGGUCCUGAUCCAAAGGUGGUAUCGACGCUACGUUGCCCGGCUAGAGAUGCGCCGAAGAUGCACGUGGAGAAUUUUCCAAUCCAUCGAGUACUCCUGUGAGCAGGAUCAGAUCAAGCUCCACAACUUCUUCAGCUACCUCAUGGACCACUUCACGCCAAGCAGCAGCAACGAGAGGGACUUCAUUAGCCGCAUAUUAACUGAGGAAGAAAGCUACAAAGACACAGAGCUGGAAAAGCUCUGUGAUUAUGAAUCUGUGGAAGUGCCAGAUUCCUAUAUGGGACCUCAUCUCUCCUUCCCGCUGCGGCCUGAUCAUGCAACUGCCUUAGUAGAAGCUUUCAAGCAGAAACAACAGCUCCACGCUCGUUAUGUCUUAAAACUCCUGCACGAGACCAGGCGACAUCUCAUGCAGCUGCCAAACAUCAACCAUGUCUCCACCUGCUACAGCGAGGAGGUCACCGUCUGCGGAGACUUGCAUGGCCGGCUGGAUGACUUAUUUCUGAUAUUUUACAAGAAUGGCCUUCCGUCUCCGGAGAAGUCCUAUGUGUUCAACGGGGACUUUGUGGACCGAGGCAAACAGUCCAUUGAGAUCUUGAUCAUUCUGUUUGCCUUCCUCUUGGUGUACCCAAAGGAAGUUCACCUGAACCGAGGAAACCACGAGGACCACAUGGUCAACUUACGCUAUGGUUUCACCAAGGAGGUCAUGCAAAAAUACAAGGUGCAUGGGAAGAAAAUUCUGAAGAUGCUCCAGAAUGUCUUCUGCUGGCUGCCGCUGGGCACCUUAAUCGAUCAGAAAGUCCUGAUUUUACACGGUGGCGUGUCUGACAUGACUGACCUGGAGCUGCUGGGCCAAAUCGAAAGGCACAAGUUCGUUUCUGUACUAAGGGGCAAAAAGAGAGAAGAGAAGUGUAGACACGUGGACUCCGCAGCGAUGAACAGCGAGAGCCCUGAGGGUGUCGACUCUCCGAAGUGCAGUUCGUUCCCUGGCUCGUGCCUCCAUCCCAGCGCUAGCAGAACAGAGCUUUCCCAGUGGGUCCGGCAGACAGUCCAAGAGGAGCUGGAGAAGUGCCGCAGACAGGUGGGGUUUGGUGAGACCCCGGUGGACAAGGAGCUCACCUGCGUCAGCUCUGUCACCAUGUCCGAGUCGGAGCUGGAGUCCUGUGGAACCAGCCACUCUCGCCAAGAAGAGUGGAAGCAGAUUGUCGAUAUAUUGUGGAGUGACCCGGUGCCUCAGGAGGGCUGUACAAUGAAUACAGUCCGCGGAGGUGGCUGCUACUUUGGGCCUGAUGUGACGGAGAAGAUUCUACAGAAGCACGGCCUGCAGUUGCUGAUUCGCUCUCAUGAGUGCAAGCAGGAAGGCUAUGAGUUCUGCCACAAUCGAAAGGUACUGACAAUCUUUUCCGCUUCAAACUAUUAUGAGGUUGGCAGUAACAGAGGAGCCUAUGUGAAACUGGGACCGGACCUGAUCCCUCAUUUUGUGCAGUAUCAAGCUAACAAGACAGCCCACACAUUAACUAUGAGACAAAGGAUCAGCCGUGUGGAGGAGUCGGCCUUUCGCGCGCUCAGAGAGAAGCUCUUUGCCCACACAUCAGACCUCAUCUGUGCAUUUAAGGGCUACGACCAGGAUGACACUGGAACCAUCACACUGAGCGACUGGGCCACGGCGGUGGAGUCGGUUUUGCGCUUGGGACUGCCCUGGCGGAUGCUGAGGCCUCAGCUGGUGCGCAGUGCCGCAGGGGGCAUGCUGGAAUACAAAUCCUGGCUCGAGCACUUAGCUGUGGAACAACGGAGCAAGGAGCAUAUACAGUCAAGCUUACUAGAAACUAUUUAUCGAAACCGCUCCAACCUGGAGACCAUAUUCAGGAUCAUAGAUAGUGAUCAUUCAGGCCUCAUUUCAUUUGAAGAAUUCCGCCAGACGUGGAAGCUGUUCAGCUCCCAUAUGAACAUUGAGCUCACAGAUGAAGGCAUCAGUGACCUGGUCUGCAGCAUCGAUUUCAACAAGGAUGGAAACAUAGAUUUCAAUGAGUUCCUGGAGGCCUUCCGCCUCAUUGAGCGAUCGCAUGGCGAUGAUAAAGCAGCAGAACUCCCACCAACCCCACACAGCAGAGAUAGCAGCUAGUAAGAGCGUCUGAACUGCCACUUGCAAUGCCUUGGACUGUCAACCCAAGCCACACCCCUUCCCAACUGCAGAACACACCUCUAGCUAUGAAGACUUGUAGGGAAGAGGAACUGAGUAACUAUGUUUUAGACAUCUCUAUGGCAGCUGUUACUGCCCCAGGAAGCAGCAGUGUUCAACUUGGGAACUAUCACUGGCCCAGUAGGUAAGUUGAACUUUAAAAGGAAAUGGAAGGAAAUUUGUCAAAUUAUUUAUUCUAAACUCUUGGAUCUUCCUGACACUCAGCAAGGUUACACUGUAGUGGAAUUCUUUGGGAACAUUUGCAGUAACUGAAGUUGUUAGUGUCUAAAAGCAAGAGCCUACAGAGUUUUUAGAUUUGUAUGUGAAUAAAUAGACUUAAAGGUCCAAAGUAAGCAUUAAUGAGCUAUUAUGACGACUUAAAUAAAAUCAGGCCAUGGAACUUUGCACUAACUUUUGCAGGAAGCCCUCUUUCUCCCCCCCCCCCCCUUUUUUAAAUCCAGUCUUGCUUUAAAUACUUCAAUUCCUGGAGAACCUGCCACAUCUCUAGGAUCAGACACUCCUACUUUCAGUGGGUUCAUCACCCUGCUAAACUAUGUUUCUUAUUUCUAGUCUGAAUGGGUUUAGCUUCCAACUUCUGGCUCAUGACCCCAUCACCACUGAUGCAGCGUCAAUUUUUUUACAUAACCAGAUGACUGUUGCAACAAAAUAAGGGAUCUCUUACCCAAUCUUCUUCCCCAAAUAUAGUAUCUCAGUUGAAUAUACCAUUUGUUCAUUGCAAAUUCGUGGUAAAAUUUUGCAUUCACUAAGGAAUUUUCACAGCACAUGAAGUAAAUGUUAUGGUAUCUAGUGUAGUGCUAAUAUAAUUCAGGAGAAGAAAUCAAGCAAAAGCUGCCACCAAAGUGUCACCUUAGGGUGCCUGACAUUUUUUCUAGAACAGUAUUUGAUAAGUUAUAUAUAGUAUUGAUCAUUCUUGGCAAUUUAAGUGUUGAGAAAUAAAAAAGGCAACAAGAUAAAGGACGGUGUUUAAAGUAGACAUUUUAUUCUAUUUUCUAAAUAAGCAAAAUGAUAUAAAAAUAUAGCCUUGCCCUCCAAAAAGUCACAUUACACCAAUGACACUAAAUCCACAACUUCCCCUAGCAGAUAAUCUGAAAAACACAUUUAUAGUGUGAAGUACAAGUUUGCAACAGCCUAGUUAUUUGUGUGCAUAAUUUUGUCAUAUAGAUUCCUUCAUGUUUUUACUCACUGCAAAAAAAAAAAAAAUAAACUUGAAAGAUUCCCUUAGCAUUGCAUGGAAGAACAAUGCUGUUGUAAAAAUGUACAAUAGUACAUAACUUGUAUAGUAGAACAGUAUCUGAACAGAUUCAGUCUUUUUUUUAAAGCAUGUACAGCUUCGUAAGUUUAAACCUUCCAAAGGUCAUCAAGUUUGAAAAUCAUGGAAGAGGCUUU
Molecule: messenger RNA, 4615 nt
Organism: Pelodiscus sinensis (Chinese soft-shelled turtle)
Lineage: Eukaryota; Metazoa; Chordata; Testudines; Trionychidae
Source: RefSeq, a predicted model, not a curated record